AAAAGAUGAACAAAUGAGAGACAUGGUCAUGAGCACACUGAGCCUUAGUUGUUAAUUUUCCUUUAGAGUACCCACUCUGUCCCCACCACUUUCUAAUAAUUCAUUAAAACCCCUUUCCAACCAUUUCCCUCCUUAUAAAUCAUCCCAAUCUUUCCUUCUUUCUUCCAAUACUUUCAACAACAUGGAGAUUAAGUCUACCUUAACCAACUGUUUCCUUCUCUUCUUUCUCAUCCUUGCUCUCUCUCCUUUCUCAAGAGUUAUAGGGGAAUCUGAAGCAUUGCAUUUGGAGAUAUAUGAGAUUGACUAUAGGGGUCCCGAGACACACUCUUCGAUUAUUCCUCCUCCUCAUCACUUUCAUAUUGGUAAGCCACAUUCAUCUACUCCUCAAAAGGGCUCACAUACAGGAACUAAAGCUUUGAGGGAUUACAGUUACCCAGAAAACAAGGUUAAGAAAGUACAUGGGUGAUGAUGAUCACAAAGCUUUACAAAUUAAAUGGGUCAUAACUUUGAUUUGUGCUCUCAAACAGAAAUAUUUUGUUAGAGUCAUGAGCGUAAAGUUGAGAUAUGGUAUCAUGGUGGUUUGUUUGUUGACGUGUAUAAUUGGUAAUAGAAAGAAAAAACAUUUAAAUAAAUAUAUCAAUUUUU
Messenger RNA from Vigna umbellata (rice bean), 645 nucleotides. The record is from RefSeq and is a predicted model, not a curated record. Lineage: Eukaryota; Viridiplantae; Streptophyta; Magnoliopsida; Fabales; Fabaceae.